UUUGUUAUUGUUGAGAACCAGUGAAGCGUUACGGGCAACAACAAGAGAUAUAACGAGUUGCAUGUUGUGAACUUCUGGUCUUCCAUUUCCUGCUAGAAUUAGGCCAGUUGAAUUGUAGAUACAGCAUGGGUACAUGUACCGGCAACAUUACUAGUGUCAAGUUCCUUUUCCCAAAGACAUGAGAAUGGAUGUGGAAUUUCCUCCACCAUUCAGGUCCAACAGAAAAUCUGGAACUGGUGUACCGGACGGUCAUCUACGACCUUUAGGUUUCCAACGUAAGCCAGAAGGAAAGGUAAAGGAGGUGACUGAUGUACCUCAUCCUAAAGAUUUUUCCAGUCUCCAUGUCACAAAAAAAAAGCCAUUGGUACUCCGAGGUGCUGUCAAAGAUGCUUUGGCUUUCGAAAAAUGGAGUGACAAUUAUCUUGAGGAAAAUUUUGGGGACCUGAAACUUUUAAUUGAAGUAAAAAAAGAAAACCGAACCAAAACUCAACAAAACAUUAUAUCAUUUAAAGAUUUUUUGAGGGGAUACAAGCGUGAGGAUUGGUAUGCUGUAACCGUCCUUCCAGAUGAGAUGAGACCUCAUGUCAAGGUGCCACAGUGUCUUUUGUGCGGCUCAUUCAAGAAGUUGAUACAAGAGAGCAACUUCUGGAUGAGCAGUGGAGGGACUUCAUCGGUGCUACAUUACGAUGCUGAUCAUAACAUUCAUUGCUUGCUAGACGGACGUAAAGAUUUCAUCUUCAUUCACCCAAAAUAUUCAAAGUUCCUGGAAAUGGCAGAUAAGUCACCUGAUGCUGGAUCUGGUUACUCAUUGAUUGAUGUUGAGAUGGUCAACAUGUUCAAGUAUAGCAGCUUUGCUAAGGUACCUUGGACCUGGACCACCAUUUGGCCAGGAGACUGUGUUUUUAUCCCUUCAGGCUAUUUUCAUCAAGUGCGGUCUUAUGGUCGCAGUAUGUCUUACGCCAUCUUAUUCACCACUGAACCAAAUUUUAAUGAUAGUGACUGUAGCGAUGAUUUUCCAUACACUUCACUUGAUCAAGUUCCUGUGUUUUGGACCUACAAGAAAGGUGACAAG
Anneissia japonica is the source of this 1072-nucleotide messenger RNA. RefSeq names its product jmjC domain-containing protein D-like. NCBI's taxonomy places the organism in Eukaryota, Metazoa, Echinodermata, Crinoidea, Comatulida, Comatulidae. Gene Ontology annotation, molecular function: 2-oxoglutarate-dependent dioxygenase activity. The record is from RefSeq and is a predicted model, not a curated record.